AUGAACCAUUUCUAUGUGAACAAUGAAAUUAACAAGAGAAUAAUUGAGAAAACAAAAGAAUCAAAUCAGCUACCUAAUUUUCUGAGGCUUGAAGCCGAAGAUGAUCGAUUUACCUUGAACGGAAAAAAAGUUGUUCUUGCGGGAGGAGAUCGAGUUUUUGGAAUAGGGUUUGAUGGGAAGAUUAGGUUUUGGAAUGGAGAGAUUUGGACUAGAAUCAAAGAUCAGAUUGGUGAAUUCUCUGAUAUUAUUGUUCUCAAAGAGCUAAUUUACGUGUUGGAUACGAAAGGCAUUGUUUGGUGGAUUAGUAUCGUUAGGUAUGGAACUUCACUUACUAAUGAAUGUGGUGGAGACUUAAGCUUGGUUGCAUGUUGUGGAGAGCUUUAUAUUGUUGAUCGUCUUUUUAAAGAGAAUGUCUUGAAAAGAAAAGCUGAUUACUUGGACUUGGAUGAUAAUGUUUAUGUUGGUGUAGCUCCUCGGAUUUCUAAUGUGAUACAUGACGAUUUUGGGAAUGAAAAAUGCAAUGUGGACCAAGAGGUGGAAAUAGAAUGUCCCAAAAUGGUUGGUUUCAAUGUUUAUAAGGUUGAUGAGGAAUUAGGGAAGUGGGUUGAAGUUAAGUCCUUGAGAGAUAGUGCGGUUGUGAUGGCGACUGAUACUUGUUUCUCGGUUAUGGCUCAUGAGUACUAUUGA
Molecule: messenger RNA, 687 nt
Organism: Arabidopsis thaliana (thale cress)
Lineage: Eukaryota; Viridiplantae; Streptophyta; Magnoliopsida; Brassicales; Brassicaceae
Product: F-box protein
Exons: 3
Coding region: 1-687 (228 amino acids)
Source: RefSeq, marked reviewed